AACGCCGCCUAUGAUUGGAGGAGACGCCUGUGGAUCAUGCAAGUUCAGGAGGCAUGUUCUAAGUUCCCAAGUUGGAUGGGAAGACAGAAGUGUCUGUUGUAUCUGUGACUUACUGUGGGGUCUGAAGGAAAGCGACGGACCACGGAGACAGGCAAAGCCGCCAUGUCUGGCGGCAGCAGUGCUAACAACAGCUGGACCAUUCUCACUCCUGAGGAGACUGCUGCUGAAACCCUGAGGCCUUUGGCAGAGGGAACACAGCAACAUGAAGAAGCCCUUGCAUCUGCAGCAGGCUCUGGAGCAAACCAGCCUGCAGAGGGUGCAGCAUCUGCAGAGGGGUCCCCUGUGGAGGAACACCUGGCAUCAGAAGAAAAAACAGCAGAGCUGAGUGGCGACACAAGCACAGAGCAGCACACCUCUGUGUCCGCCUCCAUCACCGAUGCCCCUGCUCCGGCCUCUUUGGAAGUCAGCGGCAGCUUUGCUCCAGACAGAGAUGCGCUUAACCAGUCAGAGGGCCUGCCUGAAGGCCUGGCACAGUCCAGUCCUGACCCUGAUUCAUUCUCUGACUCCUAUACCCACAUAACCCCUUCCCCUGAUGAUGAGCCCCCAGCCUCAUUGCUGAGCACAGAGACUCUGGGAGGGGUGGAGUAUACACAAGAAGAAGAGAGGUUUGCACGGGAAGGAGUGCUGCAUCAGUUAAAUGGGGAAGAGGUGCAGCAGGAAGGGGAGGAGUCAGACCUGUCUCCACGGACGACUGAUUUAGGGAAACAGGCAGACUCCCCUGUGGAUUCAGAGGUGGGUGAGGAGAGGACCGAGAAGGCCGAGAAGGAGGCAGAACCAGAGGUGAAGAGGAGGAGGUCUCUCUUAGCCUCUCUGGAGCGGAUCGGGAGGACGGAGGAGGAAGAGGAAGGAGAGGAAGAGUUCCAGCUGCCACGGCGAGAGGAAGACAGCGGGUUCUCUUUGAACAAGUGCAUCCUUGGUGCAGUCAUUCUGGUGGGUCUUGGCACCAUCUUUUUCUCAGGUGUCUUCAUGGACCUGGAUGAGGAGAGUGACUAUGGUACAAGGGAGCUGAAAGAUUCAGAGGCACCAGGAAAACAGGAGUGGCUUAAUCCAGAAGCUCCUCCACCUCCACUAGAUGCUGACAGUACAGAGCUUCUAAAUAAGUUAGCCAAAGGGAACCAGCAGAUUUCUGUGCUACAAGCCCAACUUCAGGCACAGAAAGAAGAGCUAAAAGUAGCCAAGGGACAGGCAGCAGAGGAAGCAAAGGAGCGGCUGCGGUGGGAGGAGGUGGAGAAGGAAAACAGUAGGUUGAAGACAGAGAUGGCAUCUCUCCCUGUUCUUCAGAAAGAGAAUGAGAGGAUGACGAGAGAGCUGGAGUCUGUCCCGGCCCUACAGAAAGAACUAGAAACACUGAGAUCGACUGUGACUGAAUUAAAACGCUCUUCAGCUACUGAAGCAGCUCAAGGACCUGUGAAGCCCACUACGUCGCCCCCCAGUGGUCAGCCAGGGGACAGCAGGCAGGAUGCAGCUGGAACAGCAGAGAGACAAGCCAAGAUACCAUGGAAGGACCAGAAGGAGAAGAAGACAGACAGGAAGAAGGAUAAAUAUGACAAUGGAGAAACGAAGGAGUGGAAAGUGAGAGAAAAAUCUGAAUGGAAGGAAGGAGAGAAAAAGGAGGGCAAAGAUGGAAGUAAAACAGAAUGGAAAAAGGGAAAACAUGAGCAAGGAAAGCUUGACAAGGCGAAAGAUAAGGAGGGUAAGCAGAAGAGGCAGAGUGAAGAGACAAAACAAUGGAAGGAGAAAGAGUGGAAGAAAGAAAAGGCGAGCAGAGGUGAUGAGGGAAAGCCAUGGAAGUCCAGGGAAGGGAAGAAGGAGUGGAUAGAGAAGAGUGAGAAAAAAGAUUGGAAGGAAGAGAAAGGCUGGAAAAAGGCAAAGCACGAGAAAGUGAACGAGGGGAAACAGUGGAAGGGUAAGGAGGAGAGGAAGGAAUGGAAGGCAGGAAAGGACCAUGGAGAGAAACAUAAGGAUAGGGAAGAAUGGAAGGGAGAGAAGGAGUGGAAGAAGGCAAAAGAUGGCUUCAAGGAAAGUGGCAAAGAGAAAUGGGAGAAGAAAGAUUGGAAAGAGAAAGGAGAGAAGAAAGAGUGGAAGAAAGAUGGUGAGUGGAAGGGUAGAAAUGGCAAAUAUGAGGGUAAGGAAGGGAGAGGAAAGGGAGAAAGGAAACAGUGGGAAGAGAGUGAAAAUCAUGGCAAAAAUCAUGGUAAAGAGAGGAAAUGGAAGGAUGAGAGGAAACAGUGGAAAGAGAACGAGUGGAAGAAUAAAAAUGGUAAAGAUGAAAAGGAAUGGAAGAGGAAGGAUGAGAGGAAGCGGUGGGAAAAGAAAGAGGAAGAGUGGAAGAGGGGAGAAGAGGAGAAAAGGCAGAACGGAGACUGGAAAAAGGACAAACCGAGCUCUCAAAAACACAAAGAUGAGAACGAAUUCUCUGGUAUUCACCAUCAUAAAAACCAUGGAGAGGAUGUGUGGGUAGACGGGAAGGCCCGUCGCUCACACAGCCAACCCUCCGUCAAACAGCCAGAGUACUGGGUCCAGCAGAAAGACCGGCUCCAGCACGACCCCAAACCACCACAGAAGUGUAACUCACCAGAGACCUGCGCUCAGGCUGAGGGGCUGCGUCCUGUCCCCCUCCCAGAGUUUGAAGCCAUUCUCCAAACUUACCUAGCCAAGGCAGAGGAGGCAGGAGUGGAUGCUUCUGUGAGGGAGGAGCUCAAAAAGCUAGCCGCUGAGUUCUUCAAGGAUGGAGUCUUUGUUCAUGACAAAAUGAGUUUUCAAGAUUUCGUGGAGGAUGUAGGAGAUAUUCUGGAAGACAUGGUGGAAGGGGAUGAGGAUAAUGAAGAAGAGGAUAGCGACACUGAAAGAGAGGAGGAAAUGGAGGAGUUUGAAAGAGAGGUCAUGAAAAAGUUUUCAGUGCCAGGAGCCGGAGAGAAAGAGGAGAAAAUCAAAGCGGAGUCGAGGAAGGAGAGCGUACGAGGACGUGGCUGAAGGGGAAAAAAAAUUGAUGGCUCUGUCAAACGUAGCUAAGAGGAGUCAUGACAGAUGAGAGGUUAUUCAAAGGGAACACUUGCUAUUGGACCACAAAUGCUUACAAGUAUUCAUUCAUCAUCCUGUCACCCAUUUUUUUACAGGAUCUUAUUUUACCACUGCCGUCUGUUGUCCCAGUGACUCAGCUUACAAUUUAAUUUCACUGUUUUGGGAAAGUUUUGUAUUUCACCUGCACACAUGCACACACCUUAAUACACAGUGAUCGAGAAAGGACUUGAAGCUAAAUCAGACCAUAAGAUUUUUUGGGAUUGACAUAGAAGAGAAGCAGCAGCUAAACACUUGUAAAGCAUUGUUUUUGUAAUGUUGAACAUCCACUGGUAUGAAAGGCAGUUCUGUAGACACAGUUACUUUCUCCCUUUACAUAGAGGAGAUUUAACCUGUUAGACAGACUCAUCUCUAGAAUAAUUACUGUACACUCUUAGUCACACAUUACACCUCCUCCUCUGCAAACAGCACUAUGCACUGUUGAAGCCUACCUAUUCACUGUACCUACUGUACGCCAUCUUUAUGUUGUAAUUGCUUUAGCCUGACUCUUAUUGUCAGAUUACCUUUAAAUCAUUAACAGUUUUUAUAUAUAUAUAUAUAUAUAUAUAUAUAUAUAUAUAUAUAUUAAGAGUGAUUGUGACCUGCUGAAAUGGUUCAGUGAAAUUAGAGAAAUCUGCAUUGACUUUGUUUUGAUUGUUUGUACAUAUUGCAUUAAACAUGUUUAAGGACUAUGCUGAAAUGCAGAGAUAUAUAGUUAACUUAUUUUAUAGAAGUUCGCAUAAUAUAGGUUUAAAAAAAAAACAAUUGGCAGGCACAUGAAAUAUUGACAUGUUGAGCAUGUUUGUUUCUUUUCAGGUACAGAACUCACGUUGUGCACUAAAAUGUCUUUAAUUAUUGUUUUAUCAUGAAUGUAACAUUUGUUUUUAUUGAUUAGUUUGGUCAUGGCAUUUAGGUCAUGAGGAAUAGUUUUCAAAAAUAGCAUCUUUUUUUAUCUGUUUACAGUGCUAACUUAUGAAAUUGCUGAUUUAAGGGCAUACAGCAACACAGAGAUUGUUUUUCAAAAGGUAACAAUGCAGAACCACAUACUGUGUGGGCUUUUUGGCAGCAUAGAGAACUUUAUAUCUUAGGAUGUUCAUAUUUGCCCAUAUAAUUGCCGUAAUAGAAGAAUAAUAAAUUUGUGCAUCUACAUGAUGAAA
This is a messenger RNA of Lates calcarifer (barramundi perch), 4274 nucleotides long. RefSeq names its product pre-B-cell leukemia homeobox interacting protein 1b (gene pbxip1b). The record is from RefSeq and is a predicted model, not a curated record. NCBI's taxonomy places the organism in Eukaryota, Metazoa, Chordata, Actinopteri, Centropomidae. The transcript is spliced from 11 exons. Bases 163 to 3033 code for a protein of 956 amino acids.